Messenger RNA from Aspergillus pseudotamarii, 1200 nucleotides. RefSeq lists its product as uncharacterized. Lineage: Eukaryota; Fungi; Ascomycota; Eurotiomycetes; Eurotiales; Aspergillaceae. The transcript is spliced from 6 exons. The record is from RefSeq and is a predicted model, not a curated record. Bases 1 to 1200 code for a protein of 399 amino acids. Gene Ontology annotation, molecular function: FMN binding; oxidoreductase activity.
AUGUCGAGUCUCCUAGAACCUGUCACCAUCGGCGGAAAGCUCCCUCUGCGAAACCGCGUUGUCAUGGGUUCCAUGACCCGCAAUCGCUGUGUGGAUGAUUAUAAGCCAGGGCCAGCCCAGGUCACCCACUACGCCGACAGAGCGCGAGACGGAACCGGCCUAAUUGUGAACGAAGGCACCUUUGUUGACUGGACGGGCUGUGACUGGAAGUAUUCCCCCUUUAUGAUCACAGAUGACCACGCGGCAGCCUGGCGAGUAGUCACUGAUGCAGUCCACAAGGAAGGGGGCAAGAUCUUCUUCCAAGCCUGGCAUGCAGGUCGGUGCCAGCAUGAUCAAAUGCCGGUCAUGAAGAAGAUGGGGGGCCGAGUGCUUGCUCCAUCUAGCAUUAAGGCCGAUGCGGGGAAAUACCGCGACCUACCAGGUGCGCCUGGACACACAGAGAAUGUUGUGGCUAUUGAGAACCCGCGGGAUGUUGUGGAAACGUUCCGCCGCUCACUGCAGCUAGCCAAAAAGGCAGGGUUUGAUGGCUCGGAGCUCCUGGCUCAAGGUGGAUAUCUGCCCCAGCAAUUUUUGAAUACCCGAGCCAACAAGCGAACUGAUAACUACGGCGGUUCAGUUGAGAACCGAUGCCGCUUCAUUCUGGAGGUCGUCGACGUCAUCAGCGAAAUAUUUGGCGGGCCUGAGUAUGCCUGUGUGAAGCUCAACCCCACUGAUUUCUUAAACGACUCGGUGGUCACUUUCAAGGAGAUGAAAGAGACAUACACGUACCUGAUCAAAGAGUUGGUCACACGCAAGGUUGGGAUCAUCAAUCUGUCCCGUCGUGGUAUUGAUCACAACGGCGGCACAGGUGACUUCUUUGGCCAUAUUCCCCGGCCAACCGAGUACCCUUUGCCUCUUGGCUAUGACCCUGUCUUGGAUUUUGGGCCUCUUGUCAAGUUUCCCGGCAGCCCUUCAAUGCUCAUGGCCAACCAUGACUACACCUUAGAGGAAGCCGAUCGCCUCGUCAAAGAAGGGAAACUGGACUUGAUCACAUUUGGCAGACCCUUCAUCUACAAUCCUGAUAUUAUCUCGCGAAUCAGGCAUGGGAUCCCCCUUUCCGGCAAUACUCGCGACAACACUGUCCAUUAUGGGCCGUACAAAACCCCGGACGAAAACUAUAAUGACUGGCCCUCUGCUAUCAUUGACCGGGAGAAGAUUUAG